AUGAUGUGCUUUCAUGAAGCCAUGGAUGAUUACAUCCCAGAUGAUAUGAAAACACUAGCCGGAUACGACUAUGUGAUCGAUAAGACUUGGAAUGGAUUACCAGUGGAUCAUGCCCCAAUUAAAGUGAAUAUGAACUGGCAAUUUGAAAAAAUUGAGGGAAAGCCACAUAAACGAGUAGUAAAAGUCAAUUUUGAGGCACCACUUUUCGAUGAUCCAGAACCUGAUGAUCCACCUGGUAUUCUCAACGACUUAUACAACUACGAAUGUAUUGAAUUUUUCUUCGCAAACCAAAAAAAUCAGUAUUUGGAGGUAGAAGUCGGACCACAUGGACAUUGGCUUUGCAUACUGUUCGAUGGAGUGCGAAAACCCUUCAACAAUGGAGAAGAAUUAGAGCUUGUUGUUAAUAAUAAAAUUAUUGGAAGCGAUACAUGGCAAGGAGAGUUGGAGAUUCCCCUAGCCUACUUCCCUGGAAACGUUACUAAGUUCAAUUCAUAUGCCAUACAUGGAACCGGUGAUGAAAGAGUUUACGAAGCUCUCUAUCCCGUUACAGAUGGGAGUUAUGAGGAGCCCGACUUCCAUCGUACUCAGUUUUACGGAAAAAUGAAUAUGCGACGGAUCGUGCCCGAAAACUACAUUCACCGUCCUUUCGCAGAUUUCAAAUAUGGUGAUUUGUGGAACGGUCUUUAUUAA
Auanema sp. JU1783 is the source of this 690-nucleotide messenger RNA. The record is from the annotation of a GenBank genome assembly. Lineage: Eukaryota; Metazoa; Nematoda; Chromadorea; Rhabditida; Rhabditidae.